Symsagittifera roscoffensis is the source of this 360-nucleotide messenger RNA. RefSeq names its product zinc finger protein 593 homolog. NCBI's taxonomy places the organism in Eukaryota, Metazoa, Xenacoelomorpha, Acoela, Convolutidae. Bases 1 to 360 code for a protein of 119 amino acids. The transcript has 2 exons. The record is from RefSeq and is a predicted model, not a curated record.
AUGAAGAAGGCUCGAUUUAAAACGAAAAACAGAAAGAGAGAUUAUGACCAAAUAGCCGAUGACACCAAACCCGAAAAAGCAGAAAAAUUGUUGAAUCAGGAGCCAGAUAUAGAAUUACCUGGCGAAGCCCAGUUCUACUGCGUGCCCUGUGCUAGACACUUUAUAGACGAUAAGUCACUCUCUUGUCAUCAGAAGUCGAAGAACCACAAGAAACAGAUCGCGAAAAUCCUGGACAAUAACGCAUUUGAUCACAAGGAAUCGCUUGCAGCUGCUGGUUUUGGAAGCUACCAAGCACCUGCGCCAAAGUUCCGAAAAAUCGACAUUGAUGUUCGAAAGGAAUCACUACAGAUGACAGAAUGA